Molecule: messenger RNA, 800 nt
Organism: Dendrobium catenatum
Lineage: Eukaryota; Viridiplantae; Streptophyta; Magnoliopsida; Asparagales; Orchidaceae
Exons: 2
Coding region: 98-580 (160 amino acids)
Source: RefSeq, a predicted model, not a curated record
UGGUGGGCUCAAAGCUCUCUUCCCUACUCCUCACAUAAUACAGUCUCCCAAGCAAAGCUUCUUCGACGAGCAAGUAAAAAUUGCAGAGAAGAUAGAGAUGGCGAUCUCGAAGUUCCUCAUUGCCGCCGUAUCCCUGCUCCUUGCCGUUACCUCUGCCACCGCAUCCACAGUUCACGACGAGCUUUCCAAGUACGGCCUCCCACCGGGUCUUCUCCCCGAAUCAGUGAUAAACUACUCGGUCAACAGCAAUGGGGACUUCGAGGUGGAACUAUCUUCUACGUGCUACGUCAAGUUCACCGAUCUCGUCUACUACAGCAAAAAGGUAAAGGGAAAGCUCUCCUAUGGCCUUAUCUCCGAUCUAGAGGGCAUCAAGGUUAAGAAGUUGUUUGCCUGGCUUCCGAUCACGGGAAUCCUCGCACGUGACGAUGGGAAAAAUCUCGAAUUUCAGGUCGGGUUUUUGUCUGAAUUGCUCCCGAUUUCAUUAUUCGCGAAGAUCCCUCAUUGCGGAGCGGCGAAGGGAUCGUAUCGUGGAUCGGAGGGGUUGGUUGCUGGGGAUGCCCUUGCUGUUUCUGAGGUUUGAGCACCUGCAGUCAGUCAUCCAGAGCCUUAACUGCAAACAUCAAUUGGAAAGGGAUGAAGUCUAUUUUAUUUCUAAGUAAUGUUGUUAAGAUGUUGCAGCAUCUCCUUUGUAUUAAUUAGAUAACAAUAAACUGUCUUUUGUGAGUUUCAAUUAUCAUCUCUGUAUGAUUUUCAGCUUCCUGUGGAAGCUCUAUGGUAAAUAAAGAGUCAAGUUCCAGCAA